This is a messenger RNA of Zymoseptoria tritici IPO323, 2532 nucleotides long. RefSeq lists its product as uncharacterized. The coding region runs from base 1 to 2532 and encodes 843 amino acids. The transcript has 3 exons. Lineage: Eukaryota; Fungi; Ascomycota; Dothideomycetes; Mycosphaerellales; Mycosphaerellaceae. The record is from RefSeq and is a predicted model, not a curated record.
AUGUAUCUCAAACUCACCUGCUGGCCUCCUCUUGGCCAGCCAUUGACCGUUUCUCGCCAUGAGCACAGCGUGCAUUUCACCGUCUUGAUGGAGACGAUGAAUUCGAAGGUAGCAGAUCAAGAAGAACCACAGAUCUUUCUCUGGCAUAACCACAACGGCGACUCCGACUGGACGGAGCUGCAGUUCCAUCCAAUCCCCGAACGGACAGACGUGCUCCUCGUCAAUCGAGGCUGGCGUUGGAUCAAAGACAACACCGGCGUCGAAGAUGGCGAACUGCACUAUCAGACUCAUGACUUUACUAAGCAUUCAGCGCAUGAUGUCAAACAUUGGUUCGAUGGGAUGAGUUCGGAGAUCAAGGCGGAGACUGAGAAAGCGGAGACCGAUGACACACUCUUGUACUCCCUCACAUGCCCAGUGAACGCUGCGGAUGGUCAAACUUCCGGAUGGCAGCACCAUCAGCUUGGGUUCCCCAGCAAUUCUUCGAGAUGGUUCUCGCUUGUUCGAUUAUGGUCUCCAUGGUUGGCUCCUCGACAGGGGAAGGGCAAGCUGAGUCUCGACAAAGAUGCUGUCUUACUGUCCUUCCUCCGCUCAGAUGGCCUUCAUGUCGUGGUACUGGGCAUCUCUGGUGUCGACGAUACGAUGACAACGUUUUUUAACGACAGCCACGGGAACGUCGUGAUCAAAGGCAGGAAUGACAGCACGGAGACUGGCACCAGCAGGGUUCUUGUGGCCGUGGCGGACAGCUUUGAGGUUGCCAAUGCCGCAGUGUUCUACCACGCCAGGAAGGUGGUCGGUUCGUAUUCAACUUCUGAGAGCGACAAGGAGAUCUCCACCAUGGUUGAUGAUGUUAAGCCUGAGUGGCUGCAAGAGUGGUACGAUGGACUCACAUACUGCACUUGGAACGGGCUGGGCCAGAACCUUACGGAGAAGAAGAUUCUCGAUGCUCUAGAGGACCUAUCAAGCAACAAUAUCAAUAUCACGAACCUCAUCAUUGACGACAACUGGCAGUCACUCUCGUCCGCCGACUCGCAAUUUCAGCGCGGCUGGUCCGAUUUCGAUGCAAACAAAGAGGGUUUUCCGAGAGGUCUCAAAGCCACAACCACAGAGAUCCGCAGCAAGCACAAAACUAUCAGACACAUUGGCGUAUGGCAUGCCUUGCUCGGGUACUGGGGUGGCAUUGACCCUAGUGGGUGGAUCGCGAAAAACUACAAAACCGCAGUGGUUGAGAAAGAGAAAGGAGUUGCUGAAGGCUCAUUCACAGUGGUCGCAGCCUCUGAUGCGGCUCGCAUGUACGAUGACUUCUACGCGUUCCUCUCAUCUGCAGGCGUCGAUGCUGUCAAGACCGACGCCCAGUUCUUCCUCGACAUGCUGGAGCAUGCCCCGGAUCGCCGCGCCAUGAUGAAAGAGUAUCAGUCCGCCUGGACUACCGCACAUCUCCGUCAUCUCUCCUCGCGGGCCAUCUCGUGCAUGUCGCAAAUACCACAGAUCAUCUUCCACUCACAGCUUCCUAAGAACAAACCUCGCCUCCUUGUCCGCAACUCAGACGAUUUCUUCCCAGAAGUCCCAGCCUCACACCCAUGGCACAUAUUCUGCAACGCUCACAAUGCUUUGUUAGCUCAACAUCUGAACGUAUUGCCCGAUUGGGACAUGUUCCAAACAUCGCAUCCCUGGGCCGGCUUCCACGCAGCGGCUCGUUGCGUUUCUGGAGGUCCUAUUUACUUCACGGAUACCCCUGGUGAGCACGACCUCGACCUCCUGCAGCAGAUUUCAGCCACCACGACACGCGGCAAAACGGUCAUCCUGCGUCCGCACAUUGUUGGCAAAGCCACGACCGCAUACAAUGCAUACUCCGCACAGAACCUGCUCAAAAUUUCGACAUACGUUGGCUUCGCGCGCACCGGCACUGGCAUCCUUGGUGUGUUCAACCUCAGCGAACAAGAGACAUUGAGCGAAUUCAUUCCACUGGACCAAUUUCCCGGCACGGAAGAGGGUGAGUAUGUUCUGGCCAGCUACCGCUCUGGCAAGUUCUCUUCACCCGUGGCCCGAAAGUCGCUCGAAGCGGAGAAGAACGGCGAGAAGAAGCGUGAUCCGCUCAUGGCCAUUGACCUUCCGCCAGCGUCCUGGGACAUCCUCACUGCAUCGCCAGUGAAGACAUUUACUCUGCCUCAUCGUGAUAAGACUCCACUAUCCGUCUCUCUCCUUGGUCUGCGUGGCAAGAUGACUGGCAUUGCCGCUGUGAGUGGCUGCGACAUGUAUGUUGAAGAUGGCAGUGGCCGCCUCCGAAUCUGGGUGCAGCUCAAAGCGCUCGGUGUCUUGGCUUUCUGGAUUGGAGCCGAUGGCUGGAAGGGACGUACUGUCGAGGAUGAUCUGAUGGUACUGCUGUACGGCAAGCCACUGGCCAAAGGAUGCGUCGGUGUCAAAGAAGCAGAUGGCAGUGCGGUGCUUGAAGUGGACAUCGCUAAGGCUUGGGAGGAGAGUGGCGAGACACCUGGAUGGGGUGAUGAGGUUAGUCUGGAGGUAUUCAUUCGGUGA